Platichthys flesus (European flounder) is the source of this 4932-nucleotide messenger RNA. It is a transcript of the gene hyal2b, whose product is annotated as hyaluronidase 2b. The coding region runs from base 477 to 1907 and encodes 476 amino acids. Gene Ontology annotation, biological process: carbohydrate metabolic process; hyaluronan catabolic process. NCBI's taxonomy places the organism in Eukaryota, Metazoa, Chordata, Actinopteri, Pleuronectiformes, Pleuronectidae. The transcript is spliced from 4 exons. The record is from RefSeq and is a predicted model, not a curated record. Gene Ontology annotation, molecular function: hyalurononglucosaminidase activity; hyaluronoglucuronidase activity.
GCUCCGCUCAGUGGGAGCCUCCUCGGCGUCAGCUCCCUCUCGCACCGACAUGGAUUCAAGCUGAACCGCGGCCGGUAGUUCUCACAUGGCAGGGCCGUGGAAGAGUCAACGAUCCGACGGUUACAUGCGUGGAAGUGGAACCAACACGCCUCGCCCUCCUCAUCGGAACAGGUCAGACCGGAGCAGGAAGCCGAGGCGAGCCGCUAGCAAACGUGGACCGUUCACUUUCAAUGACACUGUUCACAGCUAACUGGACCAAGUUAGUUUCAAACAGUCUGAAAGAACAGCAAGUCUGCAGCGAAGAGCUGGUUGUUUCUGUUUGACCCUCUUUCCGCUUUCAUUUCCGCUACUUCUCGGAUCAACAGUUACUUCCUCGAACUGAUUUCCAAAGAAAAAUGUAUUAUUGAACAUGUGUCAAACAGGAAGCCGAUGACUACAGCAUACGUGGGAAAGACUAGAGAAGGAGAGAAGUGACCAUGGAGGCUAUAUUCCACUCUCCCUUCACUGCAGCUGGCCAACUGCCUUGGCUGCUUCUGACUCUGUUUACAUUAUGGACAGUCUUAUGUUCAGCCGACAUGAAGCAGACAAGAUGGCCAUUAUAUUCCCACAAGCCAUUUCUUCUGGUCUGGAAUGCCCCAACACAGGAGUGUGCCCCGCGACAUCGUGUAACUCUGUCUCUGGACCAGUUCGACAUUGUGGCGUCUCCCAAUGAGGGCUUUGUCCGACAGAAUCUCACCAUUUUCUACAAGGAGCGUCUCGGUUUGUAUCCUUAUUACAAGCGAGAUGGCACGGCAGUGAAUGGAGGUCUUCCACAGCUCGCCAGCCUCGCUCAGCACUAUGAAAAGAUGCCCGGAGGCGUGCAGAAGUACAUCCGUGAGCCAGAUGCAAAAGGCCUGGCUGUUCUCGACUGGGAGGAGUGGCGCCCACUGUGGAUCCGAAAUUGGGAUAUCAAAGACGUUUAUCGAAGUAAAUCUCGUGAAAUGUUGGCCAAGAAGAAUCCUGGGUGGACCCCAGACCAAGUGACUAAAGUUGCACAGCAGGAAUUUGAGUCGUCAGCUCGUAAGUUUAUGCUGGAGACUUUAAAAUUGGCCAAGAGUCUGAGGCCCAAUCAACUAUGGGGCUUCUACCUGUUUCCAGACUGUUACAACCAUGAUUACAGGAAUGGACUGGAAAACUACACAGGCCGCUGCCCCUCAUUGGAGAUGGAACGCAAUGAUAAACUGAACUGGCUGUGGAUGGAGUGUACUGCGUUCUUCCCAUCCAUAUACAUGGGUUCGGUUCUACGCUCCUCAAACUACGGGCGUCUGUUUGUCCGGAACAGAGUGAAGGAGGCGAUGCGGCUGGCAUCUGUUGGAGAUGGAUUAGCAAAUCCUGUGUUUGUUUAUAGCCGACCUACGUAUAUGAAUCAGAUGACACUUCUAAGUGAGAUGGAUCUGGUCUCCACCAUCGGGGAGAGUGUUGCACUUGGAGCCGCAGGUAUAAUCUUCUGGGGGGAAAGCUCCUAUGCAAGCAGCGAGGAGAGCUGCUCCAUCCUAAAUAAGUAUCUUCAGGGACUCCUGGGCCAGUACCUGCUCAAUGUGUCCACAGCAGCAGAGCACUGCAGCCAGGUCAUGUGUAAAUCCCACGGCCGCUGUCUUCGCAGAGUACCAGACAGGGACGUGUACCUCCACCUCAGCCCCUUAACACACAGCAUCACCAGUCAGGGUGGCCAGUUAAAGGUUACAGGAGCACCUGGCCAAGCCGAGCUUACGCUUUACCACACACACUUCCAGUGCCAGUGCUACCAUGGGUACAGGGGUGAGGCUUGUGCUCUGAAAGAAAAAGGGCAGAAUAGAGCCUCCUCUGUCUUCGGGACCUGGCCCCUUUGCCUUUUACUCCCACUAGGACUCCUCACUCUGCUACACUGAGGAAGCACAGGAGCCCAAACUCCUAACCUGUGUCUGUCAGCUCUGAAAAGAACUCUAACUUUGUGAUGUAGAGGUGUCAGGUUACCCUGAACAAGUGACGGUGAAAUCCCGUCAUCACUCAUCUCGCACUAUGACAGGAACUUUUUAUCCCAGCACACAGGUCAUCUGAAAGUAAUAUUUCUGUCUUACACGCUGCACUGGAAGAUCUCCAGUCUUGGUUCAGCUCCUCGAACUCAUGUCCUUCAAUCCAUUUGGUAGCGGAUGAACUUGAAUUAUGUCACAAACCGAAUCCAAAUAUUAAGGCUUUUGCCAAGCUCCAUGCUUCACUUGACCUCCAGAUUGGACAGUCCCUUCAGAAACAAUUACAGCUUAACUUCUUUGAAUCCACCUGUACUUUCCUAUGGUGAACACAACAACAUGAUGCCUAACCAAAUGAGUGGAAACAAAUCAUCAUACAGUAUGUAUUAGUUGUUGGUGCAACAAAAUGGUACUUUUAGGUAUUUUGGCUUUUCAGAUUGCUGCCUAAUAGUGUGUUUCCGUUGAUGAAUCAAGUGCUAUGACCUAUAGUAUAUAAAUAGUACAUUAUGAUGGUGAUAAAUGUGGCAAAUUUAGUGUUAAAUCUCUUGAUUAUCUUUGGCUCAUUGAAACAAGAUGGCUGAACCUGCCUGUUUAAGUUUUCAGAAUUGUGCCUUAACUGGGCUCCAAAUGCUCUUUAACUUUUGUUUACAUGUUGUGAUCAAUGAGGGUUUUGCAUUAGUGCAGUGAUGUUCAUACCAGCCCCCUUUGGGCACAAUGCAAAAUGUGCAUAAAAAAGAGAGAAAGGACCAUAAAUCCAAACAAAUGUUAAUAUUUGUUUGAUGAAAAUGGUAACCUCUUACUUGGAUGUCACUGUGAAAAAGCUCAGCAUCCAGGUAGUGUAACAUUUGCCUUAUUAUUAUAAUUUUCUUGUCUUUUUGUGGCAUUUCAUCUUGAUUAAUAGGCUGGUAAACUGGUUGCAGAAAAAUUCGCUUCAGAAGAAUUCAAGCCCCCCCUGCAGGCUUGAAUGCCAUUUGCCUUAUUUUAUUAUUUUCUUGAGGACCGACUGGAGGUCUAUCAAAUGCGACAAGUAUCAUGUUAACGCAUCCUGUAUAAAUGCAAGAAUAUGUUAAUUUUCCAGUAGUGUGUCUUCGCUUCAACACUUGAGCAAGGAAAUACAAAAAUAAACACAAGAAUGUGUUUAUGCUGAAAAGAAUAUUGGCCAAUGUGUGGAUAUCAGAUAUAUCAGCUUCAGUAUUGAUAGAGUCUGUGCACAAUAACCAGUUUUAUUGCGUGUAGUGUGUAGCUUGACUUGCUUGUGUCUGGGUUCCUGCCAGUGAUGCUGUGUUGAUGGAAACUACUGUUGGUACAUCUUCAGACUUGUAAAUAUAUUUACUAGACUAAAACUAGCAGGGCAAUUUCAUAUUUAUACAGCAGCUGUUUGUAUUUAUUCUGCUUGGCAGUGCUCAAAGAAGUAUAAAGGUACCUAAAUAUGUGAGGAGGUGGGAAAUAACUAAUAGGUUUUACUGUUAAAAUAAACUGGAAAAUCGAGAAACACAGAACCGGUAUUGCAAUACAACAGUUUAUGUAUGCUGGACUUUUGAAAUUCUGCACUUUAACUCAUUUUCUGUCUAAUUUAAUCUUGGCUUGAUUCUUAUGCAUUAGGGGAAAAUAUGUAGUAUUGCUGCAAGCAAGACAUCACAGUAUAUAAUUUUUUUUCCAUUUAAUGUUUCAUUUAAUCUUUCAUGUAUUGGCUGUGAAUCUUAACCGUUGUUUGUCUUUAACUCUGUUGCUGUGUGAAAGUAUUCUAAUAAUUAUUUAGUCAUUAUCUUUUAAAUAUGAUGUGUACGAUCGUUAACACAGUAAAUCUGUUUUAUGGUAUAAAGAUAGAAGAAAUUUGUCACCCAUGUCUAAUGCUGAUGAAGUUUUUCAGCAAUUCUAGACUGAAAAGCCAUGGAUACCUCUUUAUAUUUUAAUAUCAGGCAAUGGGGGUAAAGGAAGAAGUGCAUUAAGCAUCCACACUUUUUGGGGCUUUUUACCCUUUUCACUCUAGAUACAUUAAACAUAUAGGGCCAGCCAUUUUACUUGGAUAGUGUUUCAACCUUUGAAUAACAGUAUUCACCUCUACCUACGACACAUAUAAUGCAUACAUUUAAAUGCACUCCAGUCAGAAGUAAUAGAACAUUUGUUGAGUAAGUGUCUUAAAUGGAAAAAAUGGAAUGGGCUUUUUAGAGACAUGUUUAAACAUGUAUUUUUGUAAUGUUCUUCUUGAUUAUUUUAUUUUGAAAGGACAGCCUUUCAGAGUAACCUUUUAAGAAGGUCACUGGUAUCUGGGAAUUGCACCGCUCAGCCUCCCCUGGAAAGUUUAUUCCAAGGUCCUUGAAGAGAGUUUCAGACCAAUUGUCUAACCUCAGAUUUAGGAGGGGCAAUGCAAAUUUGGAUCAUCUACUCCUCAUGUGUAUUGUGGAUUUGACGGAAGGCAUGGGACAGUGUCCCUUGAGGGACCCUGUGGGUGCAGUGCUGGUUUCUAAGUUUGCUGUAUCAUACAAAUCCUGUCUCUGAUAUCAAUGAUCAGGAUGUAAGGGCACAGCAGGGAGGAGGAGAGGGUCCAUUCUGCGAUUCUCAGAAUUAUGUCAAUCCUCUCUUUCUCCUGGGCACCUUUUCUUCGUCUUGUUGUUUUUAUUGCUUGAUUUUUUUCCAAAUGGGAGGAGACCCUGAAUUUACUGCAGGGAUUAAUAUCCCAACCAACUUUGGACCAGCUCUGGAUCCUCUACCAUCCACCUCUCCAUUCUAGAAGCAGCUUUGUGUCAUUGUUAGCGAGGAAAUAACCUUAAAAGCCUUAUUUUGCAAAAGUGCAAUAAUGUUAUUGUUUGAAACCAAACUGGUGCCCAAUCAAAGGGUUUUGUACUUACAAGCAAUUCAUAAUAUCAUAUCAUAUCAAUUGAUAAAAAAGAAAAAGUAUUGUCCUGUCUUUCUUUUAUUUCUGUUCAUUAAACAGCUCAUUAAAAAA